Messenger RNA from Aspergillus calidoustus, 1731 nucleotides. NCBI's taxonomy places the organism in Eukaryota, Fungi, Ascomycota, Eurotiomycetes, Eurotiales, Aspergillaceae. The record is from the annotation of a GenBank genome assembly.
AUGACCUCCACCGCCGUCAUGGCCGUGCGAUCGAGGUCCUCCCUCCGCGUCCUGCGCAGCGACCCAAAUGACGCGGGCGAGAACUCGGUCCAACCGCCCCCAGCAAAGCGACCUCGCAUCCAUCGUCCGACCACGUCACGUCGUCAGGGGAGCUCCCCAGAUUUACUCGAUACGACCAUUGAGACCCCUCCUCCCUCCAACUCGACGAAGCUCCGCCGUCCGCGACCGCUCUUUGCUCUUUCCGCGCACACCACAUCAUCUCCGCCACCUGUCGGCACGCCUCGCGCCAGAAACCUCCGCGUCCACCACCAUGAUACUCCGACGUCAAACAAUGCGGCGCUAUACCUGACUGGCGGUCGCGAGUCUCCCGAUCCCCUAGACACGAUAUCCCCCGCCCCUACCGUUACCUUCAAGACCACCCCGAAACCCUCCAAUACUCCAACCUCGGCUGCGUACCGCCAACGGAGGAUAACGCAGUUUCUAAAGGCCGCGCCAGACCCAUCUACUACGCCAGAGCUACCGCAGCCGAAAAACGCGCGCAUCUCUCGAGGAAACGCCGCCCCUACGCCUCCAAAGGAACCAACCCCAGACCCACCAUCUGUACCUGCCGCGACGGCCGACCGCGUUUCGCCGGAGAAACGGCGGAGCCUCCGCUCCCAUGAUGGGGGCUCGAGGGCGAGGAGCGAAUUGGCACUGUACUUUCCCAAUUAUGAGGAGCUUUUGAGCUUGGAGCCUCCAAAGACGGAGUUCCUUACAGGAAAUACGACCAUUAAGCUGAUUGAUGACCUUCAUGAACCCCCAAUCCCACCAUCUGCCUUUUCCGGCCCCGACGCAAAUACGCCGUUUGGAAACCCUCUUGUUGAUUUACAAGGAUGCGAAACAAUAACACUACCAGAAACUCUACAGUUAAGCGAUUAUACUGGAACCGGAUCAGAGCACUCCAAGGGAAACCAGGAGAAAGAAGUUGAGGAGGAUCCUUUAAACGAAGAGGUCUACUUCAAAGCCCAUCGACGGCACGAACGACAAGAAAAACAACUAAGGAAUAUAGAACGUGACCGCGCACAGCACGAAAAGCAACAACUAGAUCGUCUCCUAGACGAACUACAGAGCCAGGAUUGGCUGCGCGUCAUGGGAAUAACCGGUCGAAGUCUCACAGACCAAGAGAAGAAGCUUUAUGAGCCAAAACGAGACUACUUUAUCAAGGAAAUAUCCGCCUUGCUUCAGAAGUUCAAGAUCUGGAAAGAAGAGGAGAAACGCCGGAAGUUUGACAAGGAUCAUAAGUCCUCGUCCUUCCACUCCGACCUCGCGGAUUCAUCCCAUGCAAAGGACAAAGACACAAAGAGCGAAGACGAACCAGACGACGAGAAAGAUGCCACCGAGCUAACCCCAGAUAUCAACGACGUCGACGCCCUCGCGGCUCACCAACUUCUCCAAGAGGCUCGCUCGGCAACAGCCGGUAAACGCUCAUCAAAAUCCAAACAAAAGCCCGAGCUACCACCCCCAGUCGAACCAGACAAACCUUUUACAUCUUUCUUCUCAAAACCCCAUCUUCGUGAGGCUGCUAUGUUAGGCAACCGGAAAGGCCGGACGCGGCUUGCAUUCGGGCACCCCAUCCCCGAAGUCGAGGAAAAAGAAUUCGAACUCCCGGGUGACAUAUUGACCGCCGAAGCGAUCAAGUCGUGUCAGAGGAAGAGGAGACGAAUGAAAAGGGGUAGUUUGGGCGGAGGUUGA